UUGUUUUCUUUUUGUUUUGUUACCGCUGUGCAUUUUGUCCACAGUUCGCCGCGUGGCUCCCCGCUUCUCCAUCCCACCCACCAGCCACGAGAUCAUGCCGGGGGGUAACGUGAACAUAACAUGCGUGGCUGUUGGUUCGCCUAUGCCGUAUGUUAAAUGGAUGCAGGGGGCCGAAGACCUGACCCCAGAAGACGACAUGCCCGUUGGACGGAACGUUCUCGAGCUGACCGACGUGAAGGAUUCCGCGAACUACACGUGCGUCGCCAUGUCUAGUCUGGGGGUCAUUGAAGCAGUGGCACAGAUCACCGUCAAAUCCUUUCCCAAAGCUCCAGGGACUCCUAUUGUCACCGAGACCACAGCCACCAGCAUCACCAUUACCUGGGACUCCGGGAACCCGGACCCCGUGUCCUAUUACGUGAUCGAGUACAAGUCGAAGAGCCAGGACGGGCCGUACCAAAUCAAGGAGGACAUCACCACCACCCGCUACAGCAUUGGGGGGCUCAGUCCCAACUCAGAAUAUGAGAUCUGGGUGUCGGCGGUGAACACAAUUGGGCAGGGCCCUCACAGCGAUUCCGUAGUGACCCGCACGGGGGAGCAGGCGCCUGCCAGUGCCCCCCGAAAUGUUCAGGGCCGGAUGUUGAGCGCUUCAACCAUGAUCAUUCAGUGGGAGGAGCCGGUAGAACCCAAUGGCCAGAUCCGGGGGUACAGGGUGUAUUACACCAUGGAGCCAGAUCAGCCAGUCAGCAACUGGCAGAAACACAACGUGGACGAUAGCCUCUUGACCACCGUGGGUAGCCUUCUGGAGCACGAGACCUACACCGUGCGAGUCCUCGCGUUCACGUCCGUGGGGGACGGCCCGCUCUCGGAUCCCAUCCAAGUGAAAACUCAACAAGGAGUUCCCGGGCAACCGAUGAAUUUCCGAGCAGAGGCCAAGAGCGAGAGCACCAUCUUACUGACCUGGAGCCCUCCACGCCAGGACAUUAUCCUGAAGUAUGAACUCCUCUACAAGGAAGUCAGCAACAAACCAGGGAACCCCGAGUUUUUGAAGACUUUUGACCCAGUGACCUCCUUCCUGGUGAAAGAACUGAAUCCCAACACAGAAUAUGUCUUCCAAUUGGCGGCUCGCUCAGCUUUGGGCCUUGGGGCCCCGACACCGGAGGUCAGGGAGCGCACGCUGCAGUCUAAACCGUCUGCCCCCCCUCAAGACGUAAAAUGUGUCAGCACCAGGUCCACGGCCAUUCUGGUAAGUUGGCAACCUCCUCCCGUUGAGAGCCAAAACGGUGUCUUGGAAGGCUAUAGCGUGCGAUACCGAGCCCUGGACCCGGAGGUCACGGAACUGAAAGAGGUGACGGAUAUUCCUCCAACAACCACUCAAAUCUUCCUGGAAGCCCUGGAGAAGUGGACGGAGUACCGCAUCACCGUGGUGGCGCAUACGAUGGUGGGGCCUGGCCCAGAAAGCUCGCCUGUCAUAGUCCGUACCGACGAAGAUGUGCCCAGCGCUCCACCCCGUAAGGUGGAAGUGGAGGUUCUCAAUUCGACUGCCAUCCAAGUCUUCUGGCGCUCCCCGGUCCAGAACCGCCAGCACGGGCAGAUACGUGGUUACCAAGUUCAUUAUGUGCGCAUGGAGAACGGAGAAGCCAGUGGGUUGCCCCAGAUCAAGGAUGUGAUGUUGGCUGAUGCCCAGGAAAUGAUCAUCUCUGGGCUGCAGCCAGAGACCACCUACUCCGUCACAGUCGCUGCCUACACCAUGAAAGGAGACGGGGCCCGGAGCAAGCCGAAACAGGUCGUGACCAAAGGAGCAGUCCCAGGAAAACCGAUCCUGUCCGUGUAUCCCACCCAAGAAAACUCUCUCCUGGUCAAAUGGGAGCCCCCUCUGGAAGCCGAAAGCCAAGUGCUGGGUUACCGCCUCCAGUUUGGCCGCAAGGACGUCGACCCACUGGCCACUCUGGAAUUUGCAUCCCAGGAGGACAAAUACACCGCCACCCACGUCCAUAAAGGUGCCACGUACGUCUUCAAGCUGGCCGUGAAAAGCCGGGCUGGCUUCGGGGAGGAAGCGUUGCAGGAGAUCACCAUCCCAGAAGACGUGCCAAAGGGUUACCCCCAGAUUCUUGAGGCGAGCAACAUCACCUCCAGAUCGGUCCAGGUCAAGUGGCUGCCCCCUGUCUUAGCCGAGAGGAACGGCGUCAUCGUCAAGUACACUGUGGCAUACCGAGAGGCCAUCUCUUCAGGAAACCCCCAGGAGAAAGAGCUGCCUCCCUCUCCAGAAAACUCAUACACCCUGAAUGGUCUCAAGCCCAACACCGCUUACGAUGUUAAAAUCCGAGCACAUACCAGUAAAGGUCCCGGGCCGUACAGCCCAACUGUUCAAUAUCGGACGGUCCUUCUGGAUCAAGUUUUUCCCAAAAACUUCAGAGUGAAAAUGGUCACCAAGACAUCGGUUCUUCUGGGCUGGGAGUUUCCUGAGAAUUACAACUCUCCUAUUUCAUACAAGAUCCGGCAUGAGAACACCGGCCAAGAGAUUGAGGUGGGUGGGAGUGCCACCAAGAAGCUUAUCACCAAUCUGAAGCCACAAACAUCUUACCGAUUCUCCCUCCUGGGCCAGAGAAGCGACAAAGGAGAUCUCCAGCAGAAAGUGGUGGUUUCUACCGCAGCCAAUAUGCUCAACAGGAAACCAGAGGUGUCUUACCGGCAUGAAAUAGACGGCAACAUAGUGGUGAAUCUACCAGAUGUCAGAAAUUCAGACUCCUCCGUUCAAGCAUAUUACAUUGUGGCGGUACCCUUGAAGAAAUCCAAAAGUGGCCAGUUCCAGAAUCCAUACAGUAGUCCAGAAGAAAUGGAUUUAGAAGAGCUAAUUCAGCAGAUCUCAAGACUUCAGCGGCGCAGCCUCCGCCAUUCCCGCCAGUUGGAUCCCCACAAGGCGUACAUUGCAGCCCGUUUCCACAGCCUGCCCCCUUACUUCAUCCUUGGGGACAUGAAGCGCUAUGACAACUUCGAGAACAAAGCCCUGGAAGCCGGGCAGAAAUAUGUCAUUUUCGUUUUGGCCGUUCUGCAGGCCAAUGAAGCCGUGUAUGCUGCCAGUCCCUUCUCUGAUCCAAUCCAGAUGGACAGCUCUGAUCCCCAGCCCAAGAUUGAAGGCGAGGAGGGGCUGAUCUGGGUGAUUGGACCGGUUUUAGCUGUAGUCUUUAUUAUCUGCAUUGUUAUUGCAAUCCUUCUGUACAAGAACAAGCCAGACAGCAAACGCAAAGACUCAGAGCCCCGGAUCAAGUGCUUGCUGAAUAAUGCUGAGAUCACACCUCACCACCCCAAGGAUCCUGUGGAGAUGCGGCGCAUCAACUUCCAGACACCAGGUAUGCUGAACCAUCCACCAAUCCCCAUUUCAGAACUGGCAGAUCACACGGAGCAUCUGAAAGCCAAUGAUAAUCUGAAGCUGUCUCAGGAAUAUGAGUCCAUUGAUCCUGGGCAACAGUUUACCUGGGAACACUCCAACCUCGAGGUGAAUAAGCCCAAAAACCGCUAUGCCAACGUGAUCGCCUAUGAUCAUUCUCGGGUCAUCCUCCUGCCUAUUGAAGGCCUCCUAGGGAGCGACUACAUUAAUGCCAACUACAUCGACGGGUACCGCAAGCAGAACGCCUACAUCGCCACCCAGGGCCCUUUGCCAGAGACCUUUGGUGACUUCUGGCGGAUGGUUUGGGAGCAGCGUUCCGCCACGGUGGUGAUGAUGACAAAGCUGGAAGAGAAAUCCAGGAUCAAGUGUGACCAGUACUGGCCAGGCCGGGGCACGGAGACCUAUGGGAUGAUCCAAGUUACCUUGUUAGAUACCAUUGAGUUGGCCACAUUCUGUGUCCGGACCUUCUCUCUCCACAAGAAUGGUUCCAGUGAGAAGCGUGAAGUGCGCCAGUUCCAGUUCACAGCCUGGCCAGAUCAUGGAGUUCCUGAAUAUCCCACCCCAUUUCUGGCUUUUCUGAGGAGAGUGAAAACGUGCAACCCGCCUGAUGCUGGGCCCAUUGUUGUGCACUGCAGUGCUGGGGUUGGGAGGACUGGCUGUUUCAUUGUAAUCGAUGCCAUGCUGGAGAGAAUAAAGCAUGAGAAGACAGUGGACAUUUAUGGGCAUGUCACCCUCAUGAGGUCCCAGCGAAAUUACAUGGUGCAGACAGAAGACCAGUACAGUUUCAUACACGACUCUUUGCUAGAAGCUGUUGCUUGUGGAAACACGGAGGUCCCCGCUCGGAACCUGUACACCUAUAUCCAGAGGUUGGCACAGAUAGAAGUGGGGGAACAUGUCACAGGCAUGGAGCUGGAAUUCAAGAGACUGGCCAACUCCAAAGCUCACACCUCCAGGUUCAUCAGUGCCAACCUUCCCUGUAACAAAUUCAAGAAUCGCCUUGUCAACAUCAUGCCAUACGAGACCACACGGGUUUGCCUUCAGCCUAUCCGCGGAGUCGAGGGCUCCGACUACAUCAAUGCCAGCUUCAUUGAUGGAUACAGGCAACAGAAGGCUUACAUCGCCACCCAGGGACCAUUGGCCGAGACCACAGAGGACUUCUGGCGCAUGCUUUGGGAGAACAAUUCAACCAUUGUGGUGAUGUUGACCAAGCUGCGAGAGAUGGGUCGGGAAAAGUGCCAUCAGUACUGGCCAGCCGAAAGGUCUGCACGGUAUCAGUACUUUGUGGUGGACCCCAUGGCUGAAUAUAACAUGCCUCAAUACAUCCUCCGAGAAUUCAAGGUCACCGACGCCAGAGACGGCCAGUCAAGAACCGUGCGUCAGUUCCAGUUCACCGACUGGCCGGAACAAGGUGUGCCAAAAUCUGGCGAAGGCUUUAUUGAUUUCAUUGGGCAGGUCCACAAAACCAAGGAGCAGUUUGGACAAGAUGGACCGAUUUCUGUCCACUGCAGUGCGGGAGUAGGCAGGACCGGCGUCUUCAUCACACUGAGCAUCGUACUAGAGAGAAUGCGCUACGAAGGUGUGGUGGAUAUCUUCCAGACCGUGAAGAUGCUGAGGACACAAAGGCCUGCCAUGGUGCAGACAGAGGACGAAUAUCAGUUCUGUUACCAAGCGGCCCUGGAGUACCUUGGAAGUUUUGAUCACUAUGCAACAUAAAAAGGAAAGGAAACUUUUCAAAAGCCAUUCGUUGUGCAGACUCCUGUCUGAGCUACGAGAAGCUAGCCUCGACCUUUCUAAACACCUACAGACUGAAUCAGAAAAACGUUACCUCCCGAUACACCCAUUUCGGAUGCUAAUGCGAGGAGGGAGGCGCGAGGGGAGGGCGGAGCAGCGACACCCCACCCUUCCUCCGAGGCGCUGCGUCUCCAAAAGGAACUUUCCCCAUUUCUGCCUGUGUUUCCAAACCCCAGACUGCAGAGCAUCCACAGGGUGGCUCAGAACCAGGGCGGGAGUUUUCCUUCUUUUUCUUCUUUUUAAGUGGCGAACUUGUUGUUCUUACCUCAUCUGGUGUUUACGGUGUGGAGAGCACAUGGGCCGCGUGGAGCUGAUCCAGACCCGUAUUGAAACUUCAUAAUACAGCAGAUGCUUGCCUCGUCCACACCUUGGAGAACAGCAGUCCGGUUGGGAAACCAUGCCCAAGAACGAGAGAGAGAGAGAGAGAGAGAAACAGCUGAUGGGGUGGGGGAAUAGCAAAAGAAGAUUUUGACCACAACAGUAACAUUUUAGGGUUCAGUUUACAUACUAAUCUUGUUGGCAGACUUUAAAGGAAGCCACUUAGGUGUGCUAAAGAGGCAAACAAAGCAAAUUUUGCAUCAGGUACGGCCGAGCAAUCUCAUUGGAAUCGCAGGGCUCAGUUUCCGCCAAGGCGGUUUAGCUGUCCUGCUGCCUCUUUCUCAGCUUAGCUUCUGAACACUUUAACAUUCCUCUUCUUUUACCACUGCAGAAUUUUUACGUCAAAAAGCGAACCAAAACAGGCAAUAAGUUAUUACAUGCCCCAGACGUUUCACAAAGAUGCAAAAUCCCCAGUAUUUACCGCUCCGCCCCCCACCCCCCGCGUAUUCUAAACUCUGAAUUUUGGAAAUCUGCAAUGCAGUUCUACAUAUCUUCUCUUCUCCAGAUUUCAGAAGGGUGGCGCCAUGGAGAUUUGAAGUACAUUUAACACCGGUCAACAUUUCUUUCUUUCUUUCUUUCUUUCUUUCUUUCUUUCUUUCUUUCUUUCUUUCUUUCUUUCUUUCUUUC
Python bivittatus (Burmese python) is the source of this 6181-nucleotide messenger RNA. The record is from RefSeq and is a predicted model, not a curated record. Lineage: Eukaryota; Metazoa; Chordata; Lepidosauria; Squamata; Pythonidae.